Messenger RNA from Chrysemys picta bellii (western painted turtle), 3209 nucleotides. RefSeq names its product cellular communication network factor 5 (gene CCN5). Gene Ontology annotation, molecular function: heparin binding; integrin binding. NCBI's taxonomy places the organism in Eukaryota, Metazoa, Chordata, Testudines, Emydidae. Gene Ontology annotation, biological process: cell adhesion; signal transduction. The record is from RefSeq and is a predicted model, not a curated record. Gene Ontology annotation, cellular component: extracellular matrix; extracellular region.
CUCAUGUUUAUAUUGGAGCCUGUGAGUGACAUCAGAGCAGGGAAGAGUAUAAACACCAGCAGGACCUUACUCCGAGACUUUUAAAACUGCAAACACAUUGCUGCCUCCAAAGUGCCUGGGGACUGAUGUGCUGAAGUGCCAGAGAGUAAGGCAGCAUGAGAAGCCAACUGGAAAAGCAGCUGCUCUUCUUCUCUCUUCUCUGCAUCCUUUCCAAGGUCUGUACUCAGCUCUGCCGGACACCAUGCUACUGCCCCUGGAUCCCACCCCGCUGCCCUCCCGGCGCCCCUCUGGUUCUGGACGGCUGCGGCUGCUGCAGGAUAUGCGCGCGACGCCUGGGAGAGCCCUGCAAUCACCUCAAUGUGUGUGAUCGGAGCCAGGGCCUCAUCUGUGAUUACAGUGAUGACCACCUGGGGAGAGGAGGAACCUGCAACUUUGAGGAGGAAGACGACAGCUGCGAGGUGAAUGGAAAGGUCUAUCGAGACGGUGAGGUGUUCCAGCCCAGCUGUAAGAUCCAGUGCCGCUGCUCAGACGGAGGCUUCACCUGUGUACCCCUCUGCAGCGAGGAUGUCCGCCUGCCCACUCCGGACUGUCCCCAUCCGAGGCGUGUGGAGGUCCCAGGGAAGUGCUGUCAGGAAUGGAUCUGUGAGAGGCGAGACAGUCACUUCCUUCAGGAUGCCAAGCCAGUGCUUAGGCCGCCUGGGACAGCAUCAACAAGUUUUUCCUACCUCUGUGAAGAAUGGAGCACAGAGUGGAGUGCCUGCUCUGCAACCUGUGGCAUGGGGAUUUCGACACGGGUGUCAAACCAGAAUCGGUACUGCAGGCUCGAAACUCACCAACGUUUGUGCAUGCUCAGACCCUGCCAGGCUCUCCCAGGAACAUCUAAUACAAGGGCAAGAAGAGGUCGUUUGUAGCCCCGCCCACACUGUUCAGAUUUUGGUGUCAAGACUUCAUCCCAGCAGCCAGAUUGACCCAAGCCCAGGUCGCUAUGGUUGCAGCAGAAACGGGUGUUCUACCCCCAAUGAAGCUAGGGAAGAACUGACUGACUUCAGCUGCAAAGGAGGAUGAAGAAUCUGGAACAAGAUCCCUGCCCCCUUGCUCGUGCCCAUUACGGUUUCUCUAGACAAUGUGGGGAAAUCCUGCCACGUGUAUUUUAAACCGUGCAGUGGCAACGUAAGCUUAUUGCCAGCUUGUGACCGCUGUUGUAGUAUGUCCCUUGCAAAUGAUGCUGUGUGGGUACAGUCACUCAUGGGAUCAUGCAUGAUCCCCUCUGCGGGAGAGUCAUUAUAAUGCCCCGGCAGGCCAGGCUGUCGCUGCUUUUCCAAGUAGGUUUUUAUCAUUCAGAAUUAAGCAAUGGGGUUAGUCUGGGGUUAGCUUUGCACGUGCUGCCUGGGGCUGUCACUCUCAGGCAGGUUCUGGCUACCCCUUGUGUGAGGGGAUCUCUUAGGAGUGCCGGGAUCCCCCAGGAAAUGCUCAGAUGGAGCAGUCACUGCAGUAGGGGAGGCAAGGAGGGCACAGUAAAGCUGGAUCUUCAGACACAAAUGUGCUCGGCGCUCCGGGCUGGCUCCAAGGCUCGCUGAAGUCGAUGGACAGACUCCCAUUGAUGUCAGUGGGCUUUGGAUCAGGCCCCGAGAGUGCUGUAGAGUGCAAUUCCCUGUACAUGGAUUUAAAAGCAUUAUUAAAGGUUAGCGGAUCUCAGCCUCUCCUCUGUCUGUGUUAGGGUCCCAUAUGGAAUAUCCGGCUAUCAGCAUUGCCCAUGGGAAUGUCUGGCUCGGAUUAUCCCGGAUGCGUGCUCUAAAGCAGUGAAUGCCUUCCCAAACUCUGGGGCAGUAUUCACAGCUGCACCGGUGCUUCAGGCCUCUGCAAUUGGUACUCUAGGAUCCCCUCUCCAUCUUGGGAUGAGUCUCUAUGCUGGGUCUGCCUUCCAUUCAGUUGUGUGCCUUCCAUAGAGCUUUGGCUGCUCACCACUGUAAGACAGGAGUAUGAAGCAGGCCAAGCGCCAUGGGGGUUAGAGUAGAUACAGUCAAAUGGAAGCAAUCAUUUGCUGGUAAAGUAUGACUCAGAGUCCCUUAACUUGGCACAGUUUCCCAGAAAAAGUUUGGGAAUCUCUAUAUUAAAGUAUGAAUAAAAAACCAAAAAGUUAGAACAAGUAAUAGGUAUGGCCACCCCAAAUCCUUCUACUUCUCCAGAUGCAGCCUACAAGGAGGGGAAUGCUUCUUUCCAAGUUCUGGGGAUGAUUUCUUGAUAUAUUUCUUGCUGGCCAGAUUUUCAAAGGCCCAAUAUGCCUGUAGCCAACUCCGAAUAUGUGUAUACAUUAAGGUUUGUGCACACACAAGUGAGGGGUGCAUCAAAAAUGCUGCUCCUUCACCCAAAUGUCACACAUACUGCUCUGCUUUGUUUUAAUUUGCCAGCUAAUGCCAAGACAUUGACUGUCUCAAACAUUAGAAAAAACACUGUAGGGAACAAUUCUGUACUGACCUUCAGGGAAAGGACUAGAUGGCACCUAAUACCAUAAAUUCUUAUCUCUGAUUUGUACAGUUCUAUUAUUCACAUACAAUCAGCUCAUUAUAUCCAGCUAUCACCACAAAUAAACAGCACAUAUUCAAAUUGUCAUCAGAACAGGGGUCUUCCUUAUGAUAGUUUUAAUUCACCUUCCCGUCUCUGAAAAUACUUCCCUCUGAAAGUAACAAUGAAGUUCCUAUCCAGCAGAAAGCAUCUCUUUAGCAUCGCUACAUUCCGUCUACAAUACCAGUGGGUUAGCAUGUUUUUCAACCAGGCAAACAAGGAAUUCACACACUGUUGAUCCCAUUCCGAAGCUCCGGAGGUGCCACCAUCCAAGCACAAAAACCUAAAGUCCAUGGCCAAAACAAAGGCAGCAAAACAGCAAACGAACCGCAAAGCUGGGAAAGGGCCAUCUUCAAAUACAGAGGGGCUGUUCCAGCAGGAGCAGCCAAGGAAAGUUAUUCUGCAGGCAGCCCGAGCUUUAUUUUCUCACAGUGGUAAACUUUUAGGGUUAUUCAAAACUGAAGUUUAAAUGCCCUCUAAUGGCCUCUAUUUAAAUCUGCAGAGGCAACACACGUCCUCAUCCCAUGGACAAAUGUGAACUGCAACUAGAACGGAGCUGUGUUUUAGAUUAUGAAUCCAGACAAGAUCUGGCAAUUUCAGUUUUGUAUUUGUGAAUUUGAAAAUAAAAAUGUGCUUAUCUAGCUGUA